UGGCGGCGUCCGGCGUGCAUACAUACAAGGCAUGAGUUUCUAUUGACUUGUUUGAAAAGGGUUUUGAGUGGGUGUAAGGUGUACUCAUCCAGAAUAUUUUAGGACAACUGCAAAGUACUGAAGCAAUUUAAGCUACUCGCUGACAUCUAACACGUGCAAGAGUAGGACAUCAACAACAGGUAGCCAUCCGAGGUGCUGUGAUGUCCCCGGUCUCCCGUAGACUUGGCCAACCGCACUGUCGGAGGAAACACUACCCUAGUAGCACUUACCACACCAAAGUCUGACAAGACUCUUCACCCGGAUUGUUGGGUCAAAACCACCACCACCACCAUCAUCAUCGUCAUCAUCACCACCACCAUCAUCACCAACACCACAACCAUCGGACCUCCACAAACAGGCAGAAGGUGGUUGCUGGAAGGCAGUUGAGCCGACUGUCUCGGGUCUUUGGUGGGCUGCCACUCCUGCAGUUCGAGGUUAGGAAGGAACGGGUGACAGGCAUGUCUGCACCUGAGCACUGCGGUGAUGGAGGAGGAGUGUCGGGGUCGGGGCAAGAGGCAGAAGGGGACGGAGAGCCACCCCACGAGGCUCCAAUACCCCUGGGCACGGGUGGGUACCAGGGCAGCGAGCAAGACCUGAUGAUGACGGUGGGGCAAGAGGAGGGGGUGCCUAUACCUGCCAAACACCCCCGCAUGGAGGAUGAGGAGGCGGUGGUUGCUUUGGCAGCUUGGGAGUCGACUAGUGGAACACCAGCAGCAGACUUGGAGGAUGGCGGAGGACAGAAUCACUCUUCCUCAGGAACGGCACAAACCGAUGGUGCCCCACCUGAUGAUCUGUCAGCAAUAAGGGUGGAUGGAGGAGGAGGUGUAACUAAUGGAGGAGCAACAGAAGAAGGAGGUAACGGCGGCGGCGGCGGCGGAGGAGAAGGUGUAGAGAUAGAGUGGCAUCAGAAUGGAGGAGAGGGAGGAAGAGAGGCGGCGGAGCCUGUGGCAGCAGAGGAUCAUGGGAGGGCGGUGGAGGACAGUAGCGACAGCGCUGAAUGUACCCCCAGUGAAGAACGACACUUGGGCCUUGACUUCAGCCAGAACCCUCAGAUGCUGACUGGGUCCUGGGCUGAGUUCACCACCUUUCCCGAGAACUACCUCAAAGGCUGCAAGUGGGCUCCCGAUGGCUCUUGUGUGCUGUCCAACAGUGCAGACAACGUGCUCCGCGUCUACAACCUCCCUCCAGAGCUGUACAGCAACAACUGGGACCUGCUCACAGAGAUGACCCCAGUGUUGCGGAUGGCUGAAGGGGACACCAUAUACGACUACUGCUGGUUCCCCAAGAUGACCUCCAUGGACCCAGACACCUGCUUCAUCGCGAGCAGUAGCCGUGACAACCCGGUGCACAUCUGGGACGCGUUCUACGGUGACCUCCGCGCGACCUUCAGGCCCUACAACCACCUGGACGAGCUGACGGCGGCCCACUCGCUCUGCUUCUCGCCCGACGGGGAGCGCCUCUACUGCGGCUUCGACAAGAUGGUGCGCGUCUUUCACACCGACCGACCCGGACGAGACUGCGAGCAGAGGCCCACCACAGUGAAGAAGCAGGGCCAGGGUGGCAUCAUCAGCUGCCUGGCGUUCAGCCCGUGCCAGUCCCUGUACGCGUGCGGCUCCUACUCGCGCAGCGUGGGCGUCUACUCCUGCCAGGACGGGGAGCUGCUCGCACUGCUGCCCCCCCGCCACCAGGGCGGCGUCACGCACCUCAUGUUCUCACCUGACGGACACUACCUUUACACAGGAGGGAGGAAGGACCAAGAGAUCCUGUGCUGGGACCUGAGGGAUCCAGGCCGAGUGCUCUUCUCCGUCCACAGGAGCGUCAACACCAACCAGCGCAUAUACUUCGACCUCGACCCAACGGGCAGGUUCCUGCUGAGUGGAGACACUGAUGGGAUGGUGUCCGUAUGGGAUACGCUCACCGCUGCCCCCGACGGCCAGGAGGAGGUACUGCAGCCAUAUCUCCAGUUCCGCGCACACAGAGACUGUGCUAAUGGCAUGAGUCUCCAUCCCUCCAUGCCCUUGCUAGUGACCUCUAGUGGCCAACGCCACUUCCUGUGGCCCGGUCACGGCGACAGCGACUCUGGCUCCAGCUCGGGGUCCGAGGACGACAGCGCAGUGAUGCCAUCGGAAAGUGCCGCACCGCCUCAGGACAACGCCCUCACCAUCUGGUGGGCGGGACCUCUGGCCCCCUCCGCCAAUGAGGUCGGAGAAAAAGCUGAGACAACCAAUGAGGGAGAAGAGAUGGUGGUGGCUUGAGUUUCUGUGUGCAUACCUGUGUAUUGUACAUAGACACACACACACACGUACUGACCUAACUUUCUGUGCACACACACACAUUUAUACAACUUGCCCUUGCUAUUGGCUUCAAUCGGGUGUCAUCCUACACACACACACACAUACACACACACACUCACACACUUGAUCUCACAAAUUUAACCAAAUCUGCUCCACUGCCAUUUUCAAAGCUGUGCAUUAGGCUAUUAGGUGCGUUUAAAACUGUCCUUUGUGGGUGAUUGUGAAAUUAAGUGUACUUGCCGCUCACAGCAAAACCAUUUUUGCCAAACUUAUACUCCUCUCUCUCCUUUCCCCAUUUCUCUUUUGUGAGACUAGUUAGGGCUGGUCAUAUUUGAUGUGACUAUACUUUCACUUUUUCACAGCAAUUUGCAAUUUUCUUUUUUAAGAAUAAUAAUGAUAGAUGUACAUCAUUUUAAGACAGGCUAAACUCGAAAAGUGUGUCUGCUAUUGUAAAUGUGUGUGGUGACAAAGUUGUCUGUGGCAAGUGUGUAUUAAAAUAGUUUCUUUGUG
Messenger RNA from Engraulis encrasicolus (European anchovy), 2843 nucleotides. It is a transcript of the gene wrap53, whose product is annotated as WD repeat containing, antisense to TP53. Gene Ontology annotation, biological process: Cajal body organization. The coding region runs from base 498 to 2294 and encodes 598 amino acids. Gene Ontology annotation, cellular component: Cajal body. The transcript is spliced from 12 exons. Gene Ontology annotation, molecular function: protein binding; RNA binding. The record is from RefSeq and is a predicted model, not a curated record. Lineage: Eukaryota; Metazoa; Chordata; Actinopteri; Clupeiformes; Engraulidae.